UGUUCAUUGCAUUUGAAGAGCACAUGGCGCGUACGUAAAUGGAUGAUGUUCUUCGUUUAUGUGCAUGUUCUUCGAACAUCCACAAAUUAUACAUGAAAGUGUAGACCAUUUUUGGAACCAAUAUAUCCUCUAUAUUAUUUAAAUACUUUGGAAUGUUUUGAAAACGCUGGCGUCAUGGGUAUUCAUGGAUUUUUGGAUUACAUCGAGCGGAAUUGUCAGCAAGCAUGCACGCGAGUGGACCUGGGACAACUCGCUCGAAAGCGACUAAAUAACGCUGGAAAAAGGGGAAGAGCUUUGGUCGGACAAGAUCCUUUAUUGCUGGUAAUUGAUGCCAAUAGCUGCCUUCAUCGUCUAUAUGGCGGGAGCUUCACCGACUGGGUUUGUGGGGGCCAGUGGAACAGCAUGUUCCACUUUAUUGACAACUUGGCCAGGGCAAGCAGGAGCAACAACAUGAAACUCAUCGUUGUCUUCAAUGGGAGUCUUGAGAAAAAUCGGAUUCCCGAGUGGUUGAAACAAGAGAUUCAGACCAGAAAUACCGUGGGACAAGUGUUAGGACAUGUUCACAACAAAGGCACACCCCCUCCUAAAGCCUGGUUUACUCCUCCUGUUGCCUUAGACACAUGCAUUCGCCUGGCCCUGCACCAGUGUGGCAUCCAGACGGUUCACACCUGCAACGACCAUGCACAUGAGGUGAUAACCUACCUGAGGCAGAGCGGUUGUCAUGGCGUCCUGGGGCAAUCCUCAGACACGGCCAUCUUCGAUCCUCCCAUGUACUUCUCUUCUCAUCGCUUCAAGCUCUCCAUGAAGGGAGAGAUCACCACGCAGCAGUACAACAUGGAGGAGGUGGCCAAGGCGCUCAACCUCCACCCGGACAGAUUCGUCAUCUUCGCAGCACUCCUUGGUAAUCACAUUCUUCUCGAAGAGGAGUUAGCUCUGUUCCACUGGUCACUAUUAGGACCUGAUCAUCCCCUCAAUGGACUUCGGAUGAGAGCCCAGCAGCUGGUGCAGCCACCUCUGGAUGCCAUCUUGCCACUGGUGGCUAACUACGUCCGUAACAUCACCAACAUGUACGACCUGGAUGCCAUCGGACAGGACGUCUUCCACUCCUACAAGGGUGGAAUCGACGAGAAGAUGCGCCACUUCAAGGCCAGCGUUGAGUUCUACUGGAGAGGGACCAAAGAUGCCUGGAGCAGACACAGAAAAGGGCCACGCUUCAACUUCCGAUCCCAAAAACCUAAUGUGGAUAAGGGUUCUGAUAUGCAGAGAAUUGAGAACGCAAUGGGCAAGGUUUCCAUUGACGAAGGGCAAAAAUCAGAUGACCAAAAUGAGAACUCUGGCAACGGACCCUCCAAUCAACACAUCCCCUCCCUGAUGGAGCAGCCAACCCCAGCCUACCUUCAGGCCUCGGCCCCACCCCUCCCCAUGGUCCCUAGGGAGUUGAUCCGCAUCGCCAAACACAGACAUGAUCAGGGCCAGAUGUCGCCCCAGGUCCUUCAAAUUCUCACCUCCGGUGAGAUCAAGCUGAAUUCAAUCUUGGAGGAUGAGCUCAGUGGGGAAUUCCCCUGCUCUGUUCAGCUAUAUCGUCCUGUCAGGCAGAUGGUGUAUGGCAUUCUCUUCAGUAUCUCUCAAGUCGGUGAAGAGAUCAUGCAGAAGAAUGGCUCGGGAGACCACCAAAGUAAGCAAGGUCCUCAGAUCUGCGUCAAGGAAUGGUGGUCACGGCGAGACACGCCCAUCCAGAAGCCCGACGUGGUCAGUGCCAUACCGGUCAAGGACUGGGUUCCUCCCCCUCUCAUCAAACUCUGGCUGGGUCGAGAGCCUGAAGACAAGGAGUACCGUCUGAGAGCGUUCCUCUCAUGCCUGAGGAGUGAUAUGCCGUCCAUGAUGAAGACUCCUUACGUUCCAAAGCACGCCCUCAUCCUCUGCUGCGUGGUCAGAUAUCUACUGCACUUCAGCCCUCCAUUGUUCCGUAAGCAUGAACUUGAUGCUAUUCUUGCCCAGAGUGUAUCUCCCAUCCUCAACAACCCAACAGCCCUGCAAGACCUCAAGAUUCCCAACAUCACAGCGCGUGGAGUCCAACUCGCUGCACUAUUCAUGCGUGGUGUAGAGACGGCUAUCUUUGCCAACGAUGCGUGUGGCGCACCCAUUCCUUGGGAUCUGUGCUGCCCGUGGCUCUUCUUCGAUGGCAAGCUGUUCCAGUACAAGCUCCACAAGGCCAUGACAUGCAGCAGCCUCAAGGAGCUCUGUGAUGGAAAGAUGGACCAAGUUGGUAAGGUAGAGCGUAUGAAGCAGGUGAUCCUUGAAGGUGUGAUGCUCAACUUCAGACAUCCCAUGAUCCCUCAGAUGGGUCCCCCUGCUGGACCCCAGUUCCCUGGUCAAGACUUCUACUACAUGAGACAAGGUGCACCUGCACCCAUGCAUCCUAUGCACAUGCCACCUAUGGGAAGGAACAAGCGUUCAAUGAAUGCUCGCGGAGGUCAGUUGGAGGUGGGUGGAAUGGUGACGUCUCAAUGGGCCGGCAGCGAUGGUUCAAGACCAAGAAGUGGACUCUACAUCCCAAGCAACCUUGCACACCCGAGAGGACCAAGACCCAACCAAAGAAUGGGGAACGGUAUGGGUAUGGGUCCUGGACUACCCAUGAAUGCUUACCAGGGACAAGGCCCCAGGAUGUGGGGAUAUCAACAGCAAGUUGGAAUGGAUCAACAGAGGCGGAACAACAAGAAGACAAAGAGGAAACCAAAAGAAGGCAAGGAGCGUAGUGGACAAUCAGAACCAGGGCGUGGUCGCGGUGUGACCAUCGAGCAUGAUGAACCCACCAUCGGAGGAAAGAACCAAGUAGAGAAGGAGGAGGUUGAAGAACAGGGACAAACAGGCAACUCAGAUUCCACCACCAGUUCACCAUCCAGCUCAGAUGAAGAGGGUGUUAUGUAUCACCAGGCUGAACAGGAUAUCAGCGUCACACCUGCUAACCAGACAGAGUUUGGUGGUGAGUUCCACAUUGAACCUGCUGACUUGGAAGGUGAAGGGGAACCGGUAUCCAGCUUCCACGAGGGCGGAUACGACCUUCCUACCACCACCAAACAGGGACCCUAUAACGGUGACAGCGUGGGCGUGGAGCUGGAAGAGGCUCACCAGUAAACCAAACCAUAAACUCAUGAAUGUGAUGAUGAUGACUCAAAGUCAAAAACAAGUAUUAUUCAGUCUUUUUGUAUACAUAAAUUAAUCAAAAAAUCAAAAAACAAAAAAAUAUUCAUGUUGUACUAACCGCGUAAAAAAUCUGAAUUGGGCUCAAAGCCAUGUACAGAGGUUUAUUAUGAUGAAAUAAACGCUUUUGGACAGUAUUUGUACAGAAUUUGUAGAAGGAUGUUUGAAUGAGAUUCACGCACAAGACAGCUUGAUAGGGUUCUUGAGUGGUGUCUGUCCAGAGCUGAUCGCCAGCUUUUUCCUUUUUUUAUUUCUUCUUGUCAGUUUUUCUUUACAUUAAUUAUAAUUAAUGUAGACAUUUUUUCUUAACACUAAUGUGAUGUACUGUCUGUUUAGUUUGAGCACAUCUGCACUCAUGACCAUUCUAUCCUAAUUCACCAUUUCAAAUUUAUCCUUGGGAUUGUGGACUGACUACCCGGACACACGAGUCACACACUACUCUACUAGUGAUCGAGAUAGGUUUCAAGGACUUUCAGUAGCCACAUGGGAUGGAAACUGGAAAUGAUAGGUAGCCCCCAAAUGAUCAACCUCUGAUGUAGAAUAUCCACACUUAUGGUCCUUAUCAGUUAUGCUGAGAAUGUGCAGUUAGAACGCCAAAUCAGAAAUCCAACCAGUUAACAUUGUGGAAGGUUUUGGUGCGGUGUUUCUCCAAUUCAAUGUUCCUUCUUGAUAAAAACGUAUGAUUGUACUACUUGACACUUUGUCUUUUUUUUGUAGAAGAAAUUAGAGUAAAUGUAUGUUGUAGAUCAGUCUGUAAACAAAUACGUAUUGUUGAUUUCCCUUUAUGCAUCGCAUGUAAGAAAGAGGUUCAAACUUUAAAAUGACUUGUUGAAUAUUUUGUGUACAUCCCUAGCCCCCUUCCCCUUGUGAACAAUGCACCUUUAGUUCUAAUGUGUGCUUGUGACUGUAUGAAACUGAUGACUGCCUUUUGUUGUCCCCACCCCCCUCCCCCUUCCUUCCAAACUCAUAAAGUCAUAUUGGAGCUAGUUCAUUUACAACAGAAGUCAUUAUAAUUGAUUCUAUUAAGCUGUGGAAGCAUAAUGGUACUAAAUAUCUUAUGUUACAAUAGAAUAUGCUCUUGUUAAAGAAUUUAUUGUAACUUUUUUGUUUUCUUCUCUUGCAGCAUGUACAAAUCAGCAUUAUUUUUAAGAUGAAUGUUUCUAAUGUUGUACAGGACAGUUUUCUCAAAGUCGGAUAUAAUUUGAGCCAGCAUAUAAUACAUAUGUCUGAAAUUCAACAUCUUUCUUCUACUGUUUCAUUAAUGGAGCUAAAUGAAGAGUUGAUAUGGAGUAUUGCAAUGUUUUUCUUGUGAAGUUUAUAAUCAUGCAUUUUUUUAUUUGAAAGGACAAUGUUGAAAUUAUAGCCAGCAUUUUGACAGUAAUGUCCCACUGUAUUUAUAGAUUGAUAAUGGAUACCGUUUGGACACGGAAUUGUGAUACCUUUCAACCAGUAAUGCAUGGGUAACACAACCCUAUAUUUGACUGGAUGAAGUACAUGAUAGAUAAAUAUCACUGGCUUUUAUAGAUCAUCACAUAAAGUUCCUUAAAAGAUUGUUGAAAUUAAAGUAUCUAUGAAUGCUCAUCUACAAAAUGGUGUAUAACAUGUCCAAACCAGUGUAUCUACUAUGAUACAUUGGUUCUGUGCUACUUGUGAUAUUUUUUUUUAGUAGUGACAUUUGUUCUUUAAAUUUGAAUAUUCAUUUGUCGUAAGUAAUUGAUUUAAAAGUGAAAUAGUUUAAACUUGUAUGGAACUUCCCAGUUUUUGUAGGAGAUAAAUUCUGAUUGAUUGUAGAAAUGUUUAAAAAAUGUAGAUUAGAAAUGUUAUUUUAAAUACAUUACAUUUGUGAUAGUCUUGUUUUCUACAAAACAUAAAGCAAUGUCAAAGUGUAAUGGUCAAAGAAUUUUCUUUAAAAUCAAUCUAUGUGAAAUAUUUGUGAUAAUGAUAGCUCCGUAAACUGAAUAAAUGACUGUGUAAAUUUAAUCAUAUAUUAAAGUAGGUAAUUUACACAGGUUGUACUGUCUUGGUAUGUUCAAACAAUAAAUAGUAUUUGUUCUGCAUUAUUUAGAAUUUCUGGAGAUUAUGUUUCAUAACAAACAAAUCUUAGAAAUUGUUACAUGAUAUUAAAUACAUUGUACUAUGGAAAUAUAUGUGCGUUGAGAUCUAUUUUCAGGGCCACUUAUUGUUAGGGAAAAACAAACUGUUAUGUCAGCAUUUGUAGAAAUUUUCAUUGAAAACUUCUUUCGAUAGAUAAUUAAACACAAAUCCAAAGUUCUACAGAUUUAUAGUGAUAUGCUGUUGGUGGGUACAGUUUUGUCCAACCUUCCAACCCAGAAAAUACCAUUGAAAAUAUAGGCUUAAUGUCUGCUCCCUUUUCUGAUACAAGAUAGUCAAGGGAGAGAUUAAACUGAAACAAUAUACAGAUUCUGGAGACAGAUCUGGAUAUGAUUUUUCUUUAUGUGAUUCUUAUGCUUUUAUGGUAAAAUUUUAUUAAGAGAGGCUGAGCCUGAAUAAUUUUAGUUUAAAUUCCGAUAUUUGGUUGAAAUUAUGAAUGGAUGUACCUUAUAUUGCAUUCUAAGUAUACAUGUUGAUAAGUAGUAGAUCCAUGUGAUUAAAAUGAUUCCCGCUGGGCUGUACAAGUAAUCUAAGAUACUACUAUGAAAUGUCCGGAUGGACUUUCGUUAGAGCCACAAGUAUAAUUGAGGAAUCGUUCAUGUAAUGGAGAAUUCUCCGACUUUAUUGAUUGAUAAACUCUCAAUAAUGUAUGGUGGUAGUUUAGUGGGUCCUGCUGCUGUAUACUUAACCAUGCUGUGGAUUCUGUCCUUGUACAAAAGUAGAGCAAAUAUUUCAGUUCAUAACACUUCUUGUAAAGAAUUGUACACAUAAUUCUAUGUACCAGGUGGGAAUAUCUGCAGUUCAUGAUCCAGGGACAGGAAUAGAUCACAAUAGUUGGUGAUUCCAGUUUAUAAUGGAGGAUAAUUCACAAACAGCUCUUAAAGAGAUGGUCUCAUGCUGUAAGGACUGUUCAAAGCCAUGCCUCUGGUCUAGUGGCAACACUAAACUUUUAUUUUCAGAUUGCAAUCGAUGGUUAGUUUAUCAUGUGAUAUUCUUUGAAGGCAUGUUUUUAGAUUCAAAUCACUUUUGUACAUGGAUAGAGCCUUGGCAUAUGAGAGUCGUUAUUAAGAACAUCCAUAGACCACUCAUCAAUAUCAUCAUCUCUUCCCAACUUAACUUAUAGAGGGAGAAAGAGAGAGAGAUACAUACAACAAAGCCAGAGUUCUGGCCCAGGAAAAUCACAAAAUCAGACAAUAUAGAAGCAUGUAGCUUCUCACCCAGUGACAAACUGGAAAUGUUAGCGAAGAUGAAGAACCAAUCGGUUCCUACCUCUACGACGGUAGGACGCAUUGACCACACCCACUUUUCAGGGGCUAAAUGAAGGGAGUGUCCUUGCUGGUCAUUGCUCUUAAACUUACGUAAUCUGUGGAUGAAAUUCUGUGACACCUUUUUUUUUCUUUGUGUAUAAUUAUGUCUCUGUUGAAAAAUAAGAUACUGCCGUAUGAUGCUGUCCUAGAGACAAUUUAGUCACGAUGCACUUGAUGUUUAUGAUCAAUGGGUAAACCCAUCAUUGUACUCGGACAGUGAUAUAUAACACAUGGUAUGGUCCAUAAUAGUGUCACAAAGUUUCUUCCCAGCAUUGUAAAUAGGUUGUAAUAUAAAUUUACAAUGUAAUGAUGACUAUCCAAUUUACUUUUGAUUUAUUUGUAUUAUGUUGUUCAAACAUUUAAAAAAAUCAUUUAUGUUUGCUCAGAUGAAUGUUCCCAAUCCUUGAAUGUCCGGAUUAUUGCUAGGAAAAAUCUGAAGACGUAAUGCUGUAGAGUAGAUUAGACCAUUGUGUAGCAGUUUCAUGUGUUAGUUUUAAAGAUGUGAUAAUAAACAUAUGCAGACACCUAUACAAAUAUAUGUCAAAGUCACGUUCGCUCUCAAGAAGUGGAAUUCAAAUGCAGACAUCUCAGAUUCAUUUUGUGUUCAAAUUCUGACGAUAGGUAUAAGCUUUUUGCUCAUCCCUUUUUGUGAUUCAUAUUGUAGGCCUCACUUGAUUAUGAUAUGAAUAUGAACACCAUUGUUGAAAAGAUACAUUGGUUAUGAAAAAACAGAGGAAUGUUAGUCCAAAAACACCUGCUCAAAAAUGAGUCUACUUUUUACCUUUCAAAUAUAAUAUCAGUGCACUGCAGACUUUGUUCCUAUCUGAAAUACUGUUCUGUUAUUGGUUAGGAUACUCUAUCUUACGAUAAUCCAAAGAUCUCUGCAAUUGAUUCUGUUUGAUCCAUUACUACAUAGAUAUAAGAUAUAUUGAUAGAUAUAUUGUAAGUCCCCUUUCCUCUAUAUAUUUACCAAGUGUUCCUAAUCGUCACAUUUUUGAUUGAAAGAAAAAAAAGUGUUUACUUUUUGCAGCUCUCUUUGACUGUAAUGUGGUGACUUUAUAUCAAACUUGACUUAUUUAAUUAUUGAUUUUAUGAAUAAUUAGGUCCAACUUUGACUGCAUUUAAGCCAAAGGGUAUACUUUCCCUCUAGAAAUAUUAAGAGGCUGGAAGCAUAUUUGGACUGUAGAUUCUUAUUAAGAAUAUUUACUGAAGCAAAAUUUCAGAAAGGAGUAAAAUACAGAUGUUUUUUGAGGAACUUCUUAAUUCUAUGGCAGGAUGAUACACAUUUUUGUUAAUAGGCGUUCAUAGUGUUGUCCCAUCACAUCUUAAACAACGACAAAGCAUUUAAGAUGUUAUACAUACUUGUAGAGUGAUUUAGUGAAAAUGUAGUUUAUCUGUAGCAACAUUAUCUCUCAAUAUCGUUCAUAAUUUAAAUGUCAUUCUGGACUCGCCCACGUGGUGUAAGAGUUAUAGCUAAUGUCAGAUGGAACAGUUCCAAUAUUGUAAUGUUUGUAGAGAAGUAGAUUCAUAAAAUUUAGAACUUGCAUAAGAGAAGUUAUUUGUGAUAAAAAAAUCAUGUACAAUUAGGUAACUUAGCUAAGCCAUUUUAACCUGUGAAGAAAGUAAACAGCUAUGAAUUGAUUACUGUGUAGCUUAUCCCUACUAAGUGUACUCAUGAUACUUUUAAUCCAUGUUAAUUGUAAAAGAAAUCUAUAUCCUAUCCCGGUUUAACUGCAACAUCAUCAACGCUUCAGUUGGAGAAACAAAAUGGGAAAUAGAUCACCAUGUACGUUACUAAAUAUUAAUGUGUGGAUUGUGCAUAGUUUAAAACUUAUCGUAAGAUUCAUAUUAUUGCUCCUUAGCUCCUGUGUAAACUAUAUCCAAAAAAAAGAUGUGUGUUUAAAAAAUGCUAACUUUGCUUGCUUGGUAGCUGUUUUAGAUUGUGUGAAUUUUGACUAGUUGUGGGCCCUACGAAACUUCAUUUUAAGAGACAAAUAUAAAAGCCACUCAAGAAUAGGUAGGUGUUGAUACAUGAACAGUGUUUAUGCAAAGGAUGAAGCAGGAUGAAGUGAGUGGACAAAGCCGAUUCGAUAUUCCCGGACGUAGAUGAUUUAACAAGGCCUAGAUUUGGAGAAUACAGUCUUGAAGAGCACGCAGAACAAUUUGUUGCAUGCUGGUAAUAUGGAAGUUUAGGGUAUAUCUAAUAUUCUGUGUUUCAGAGCUACUUGGGGGAUUUCCAUGUUGAGAAUAAGGAUUGCUGGACUUGAAGAACGGUGAUCUGGUUUUGAUCAUUACCAAUUUCUCUAUCACAUUCCCUGUCUGCCUUUUCCCAUGCUUGUCAACCAACCAACUUUCCUCAAUUCUGUCACCAUUUAUUUCUUAUCACCACCACUAUCACCACCAUCAUCAUUAAUCCCUGUAUCCGUUUCCUACGUGGUCUCGACUUCAGAAAGUUUAAGAACAUGCAAAUUGUUUUCAAUCUAUCUCUUAGGAAUGUUUACGUGGAAUAGCUGUGAAUUACAGAUACCGUAUCUGAUAACUUUGUGUUAUAAGAGUGGGACCUGUAAUAUUGAAUAUGUUAUCUGGUAAUACAACAUCAGAUAGAGUAAACCAUGAAUGUAUAGUGCUCCUUUUAAAAUUGUGGUGCUGUUUGCAGGAAUAUACGUCAAGUAGACACUUGUUCUCGGUAGGAUUAAUUACGCCAGAGCCUACAUGAGUGAAUAUGUGUCACACGAGGGUUAUCAUUGAUCUACUGUAAUCCAGCAUCCGACUAAGAGGAUGUAUGGGACUCUUUCCUUAAAGCACGGUGGAACCAUUGCACUCAGUUAUACCACAAACAAGAAGAUUAUGUCACUGUGAAUAACCUUAGCUGUCAUUUUAUGUCAACUUAUUUCAACCUGGCAAACAAGUGUAUCUAUCUAUCUGCAAUAGUUGAAAACAAUGUGCACACACUCACUGUGUCCGUCAGUAUGUCAUGUGUGUAGUCUGUGUAGCUUGAUAAAUGCGAAUGAAUAUGCAUAAAACAAUGACCAAAGUUGAACAUUAUCUUUCUAUUGUCUUUAAACAGAAUUGAUGUCAAAUGAAAGAAAGUCUUGUCUGGGAAGACUGAAAGAAAUAUUCUCUUAUAGUAACUUCAUUUGGAACAAAAACAAAAUAGUUUAUGGUAUAUGUACUUUGAUAUUUUGGAUAUGCGGUCCAAGUGUGAAAAGGGGAUCAAGUUGUAUUUUGUUAUUGAUAUACGUGUAAGCCUAAAUUUGUUCUUUUCGAACCCAAAAUAUGAGAUGAAAUGUCUGCUUAAGGGCAGUAGAAAAGAUGCAGCUGGUCGUGAAUUUUUCUCAAGAAAUGAGAAAGAUGAAGUCAAAGAAAUGGUCAUACAAGGUCAGUGCUAGUUCUAGGUUUUAUAUUUGGUGAGUCAAGUUUUGUAGAAUGCCAUGCAAACUUUCUAAUUUACACGCUUAAUUUCUGUCCUUUUGUGUAAACUAUUUCCUACAAUCUUGCAUUGCAGAUUUCUGUUUCCUUUUUUUUUUCUCCCUUCUUUUUUGUAAUUAAUUGUAGCAUGUGAAUGUUGCAAAAAAUAAAGCUUUGUUUAGAACAAAGUUAUGAAA
Molecule: messenger RNA, 10225 nt
Organism: Strongylocentrotus purpuratus (purple sea urchin)
Lineage: Eukaryota; Metazoa; Echinodermata; Echinoidea; Camarodonta; Strongylocentrotidae
Product: constitutive coactivator of PPAR-gamma-like protein 1 homolog
Exons: 16
Coding region: 175-3135 (986 amino acids)
Cellular component (GO): nucleus
Source: RefSeq, a predicted model, not a curated record